Molecule: messenger RNA, 231 nt
Organism: Peronospora matthiolae
Lineage: Eukaryota; Oomycota; Peronosporomycetes; Peronosporales; Peronosporaceae
Source: the annotation of a GenBank genome assembly
AUGGGCGUGCUCUGGAACUUCGUGCUGACGAGUCUAUUGCUCACAAAUGCCGUGUGUAUUCUGCACGAAAAGCGGUUCUUGCGUCCGCAUGGCUGGCACAAGGUCGACUCGUCGCAAGGUCUGACGAUCAAGAACCAAAUCGUGGGCUUUCUCAUUGCGGUGCAGUAUUUGCGCUUUCCUCUGAUGGCGAUCAACACGGUCAUGAUUCUACUCGAGUUGGUCAUGGGCUGA